Messenger RNA from Phyllostomus hastatus (greater spear-nosed bat), 6310 nucleotides. RefSeq names its product SAP30 like (gene SAP30L). Gene Ontology annotation, biological process: regulation of DNA-templated transcription. NCBI's taxonomy places the organism in Eukaryota, Metazoa, Chordata, Mammalia, Chiroptera, Phyllostomidae. The record is from RefSeq and is a predicted model, not a curated record. The coding region runs from base 650 to 1198 and encodes 182 amino acids. Gene Ontology annotation, molecular function: protein binding; transcription coregulator activity. Gene Ontology annotation, cellular component: histone deacetylase complex. The transcript is spliced from 4 exons.
GGCGGGGGCAGCGAACUGUUGUGGUGCGGAGCGUUGGGCUGGUGGCGGCCGGGUGGCCCAGGGGCUGCCACUGGACUCGGGGCGCAGCCGAGCGGCUGCAGGGGUGGGGCGGACCCGACGCCCUGCGGGGCUCGGGCGCCGCAGGUUCGAGGCCGGGCCCCGCGCGCCGGAGGCCGCGCUACCCCCGGGGAGCUGCCCAGCGGUGAGUUUGCCCAGCAGCCGAAAGAAGGCGGGAGCCGGCGGGGGCCCUCGAAACCUUCUGGCAACCUGGGCCCGGAGUCUCCGGGGACCUGCCGCUUCCUGGGUCGCCCUCCCGGACGUCCCAGCCGAAGGGUAACUGUUCUGGGCCCCCGGCAAAAGGAGCCUUCAGGUGACCCCCGGCGGGGCCCUGCGAGCCGCGGGAGCCAACCUCGGGGCCUGGAGCCGGGGAGGAAGGGGGCUUUCCGGAGACGCGCGGCAGGGUCCGAGGAGCCGUAGCGCAGCGGAGCGGAGCCGGGCCUCCCGGGCACGGGGCAGGGCAGCGCGUGCUCUGGAGACAGACUCUGGGACCCUCGGGUGCGGGGGCCUCAGCGACUGCCCCGCGGGGAUCGCGGCCGCGGAGUGGCCUACAGGGGAGCCUACCCCCAAGAGGCCGGCCCGGGACGGGGAGAUGAACGGCUUUAGCACCGAGGAGGACAGCCGCGAAGGGCCCCCAGCCGCCCCCGCCGCCGCCCCGGGCUACGGCCAGAGCUGCUGCCUCAUCGAGGACGGCGAGCGCUGCGUCCGGCCGGCGGGCAACGCCUCCUUCAGCAAGAGGGUCCAGAAGAGCAUCUCGCAGAAGAAACUCAAACUGGACAUCGACAAGAGCGUAAGGCACCUGUAUAUCUGUGACUUCCACAAGAAUUUCAUCCAGAGCGUACGGAAUAAAAGGAAGAGGAAGACGAGUGACGAUGGCGGAGAUUCUCCUGAACACGACACGGACAUUCCUGAGGUUGAUCUGUUCCAGCUGCAGGUGAACACUCUACGACGCUAUAAACGACACUACAAAUUGCAGACCAGACCAGGCUUCAAUAAGGCCCAGUUAGCAGAAACUGUCAGUCGACACUUCAGGAACAUACCUGUGAAUGAAAAAGAGACCCUUGCCUACUUCAUCUACAUGGUGAAGAGUAACAAGAGUAGACUGGACCAGAAAUCAGAGGGCAGCAAGCAGCUGGAGUGAGGAUGAAGCACGUCCUCGGGAAUGAAGUCUGAUGCUUGACGCACAGGUGACAUCUGCUACAGCUAAGCCCGUAAAGACUUCUAAGUUUUAUUAUAAAUAAAAAUGUUUGAAUGAUACAUACUGUAAAUCUUUUUGGUCAGGAGGAUUAUAUUCUCCUGAUUCAGCAUGUGUAUACAAAGACUUUGUUUUAAGGCAACUACUGGGCUGAAAAAAAAAAGCAAGAUCAUAGAAAAAAUUAAAGAAAAACUACGUAUUGCAGCAUUCAAAACAGCAUUAAGUCAGUGCUACUGGAAAUGAGGGGUAACGUAUUUUGGGAGUCACCUGGUAAUCCCAUUCUGCCACGCGUGAGAGGUAGCGCUGUGGCAUCAGCAGGGUGGCGGUGGUGGAGGAGGUGCGUGAGCAGACCCCUGUGUGCUGGGGCCAGGGAGGCCCCGCCUUGUUGCAGGCUUUGUUGAUCAGCAGAUCGGUUUGACCCCCGGUUCCCCUUGGCUGGCCCCGUGCCUUACACACAGUAGGCACUCCAUCAGCAUUUGUUGGCUAAUCGAGCUGUCACUAAGAGUGCCAGCCUUGUAACAGCUGCUUCACACCUGCAGUUAAUGAGGCCUCUGCAACUUCUGUGGUUUACCACUUAACUUCUAGAGUGUGGAGGAAAUCCUGACGGACCAACAAGAGGUUUCACAUCAAAUGAGCACCUCAGGACAGUCACGUGUGCCAAGCUGUGUUUGUGGAGGUUCCAGACACACAGGUGCAGAGAGACCUCGCAGGAGACGUGGCCCUUUGCACACCCUUGUGCACUUCCUUUUUUCGGGUGAAGUUGUGUGUUGAGAUUUCAGCCAUUCUCCUGGGCCGUAAAUGCUUUUGCGAAUGGAGGUGCUUAGAGGUUUGGGGCCCAUGUUUUCAGAAGUGCUAAUCCGUAGUUCACGACCACCAAGAAGGCUGCCAAGGACUAUGUGCUUCCUGCUCAGAAGUCCAGCUCUGGGGCAGAAGUCUGCCUGGCCUCGACGCCCUGGGCUCAGGGGUCGGCAACAAACCGUGGGCCUGAGCAACAGAGACCAGUGCCAGCCGAUGCACUCGUUCUUAUGAGCAGUGUGCCUCCCUUUAGGGAGGAAGAUUGUUAAAAUGAUUCUUUAAGUAUUAAUUACCCAAUUUUUUUAUGUUCACAGACUCAGCUUCCUCUCUAAUUAUGCCAUAGCCAAAGUAUCCUUUGAAAACAAAGCUUUAUAUCCAAAAUUCUGCUUUUCCAAAAUUUUCUAAUCAGCGUGUUGCGGGCAGAGGGUGUGGACAGGGAACGGGAGAAAGAGAGAAGGAUGUGGAUGCUAAUUUCUGGCCGUUUUGACAUACGCUGUGGUCAAAAAUACCGUUUCUUUACUCGGUUUUAAAUCUGAGUUCUUUCUUAAGCCUUAAGUACUAAAAGGAGCCGUGGACGGCCCGGCCAGGCAGAGCUGUAGGGUCUCGCAGCGGACGGCUGGGUCUGAGUACAACACGGAGAAGUCAGAGUGGAAACCCCCGCUGAGCUGGGCGGUGGGUUCGGUUCUGUGGGGCCGAGCGCCACGCUUCCGGUGGACUGGGAACAGGGCCACCACUCUCCCUAAAACACAGCGUGUCCCACUGCAGCAAAGCUUCCUCCUGUGUCCGAAACGCAUGUCUAGCAGAUUGCAUUUUCUAAAUAUGUAUAAAUGAAUGUACAUAGAACAUACUCUAGACUAUGAGAGGGUCUUAUUUUAACACACCUGGCUGUGGACGGCACGUCAGGGCACUGAGUGUCUAGUCAUUCAGAUCCAGUGUGUAUUUAGAGGUCAUCUCACUACUUAUAGCUGAAGGGAGUUGAUGUGUAGGCAUCAAGAAGGCUCAAAGGUGUGUGAUUUAUCUAGGUUUCAUUUCUGAGAGGCCGAAUUAUAAAGGGCAAUGGUGUUCCACACCAAGUCCCCUCUUCCGGGGGCAUUUUUUUCUCAUCAGACUGGAGGCUGGGGGCGGCUGGGCCUGAGAGCUAAGGCGUCAGAAACCUGCUCUCUGGAAAUGUCCCUGUCUUCUUGAGAGAGUGUGUCUUUCUGAUGUUUAAACCAAAAUGAUGACUGUGUAGGUCAUGUCACCGUUUUUCUAAUGGCAAAUCUGUCUUCCCAGUUGAGAGAGACAGCAGUGCAUUUCUAUAAGAGAAUACAGUGUUAGGAUCCCUCUGUGCAAGUGAGUCUGUAAGAAUGCUUUGUUCUGAGGGGCAGCCUGGGGAAACUCGCCACCUUCAGCCAGAUGCUGUAUACACUUGAGUCGCAUGCCGUCUUUCCUCUAAAGAGAGCUGCUUUUGGAAAGUGGAGAUUGUGGGUAUCUAUUUCACCUUUGGAAACACAGAAGGUGAGAGAAAAGACAAAGCUUUCCGAACUUACUUUUGUCUUGUGUGCAGAAGUCUUCUUUCAUCAAACCACUAAACCACUUGCCUUAGUCUCUUCUGCAGUUUCCCAUGGCUUGACCUGUGGGCAGGAGACUUCUGCCUGUUGGAAAUGGCCAGGCCCUGCAGAGCAGCUGGGUCAGGCCUCAGGGAGCAGUGGGGCUUGGGGAAAGCAGUGUCCAUCUUGGCUGCCUGCAUUUUUAUGCCACCUGUCAAGGACUCUUGCGCUUCUCUCCACCUGUAACAUUACAACAUUGCCUUUUCUCCUCUUGGUGCUCCUGGGCAAAACUGGAAUUUGAAAUAGAACUGGUGUCGUCUUCUUAAAGAUUACAGUGCCUGCCUCAGUUCCGGCCUGGUAUGGUUCUCCGUAUGCCCCGAAGGUUGUCACGUGGACGUGCCAAUAUCCUGCUGUUCAUAUUGCUGCGUUUUAAGAAACCAGUGGACAAACUUCUUAUUUCAGUGAACAAACUCUUACGUUGGCAACAAUCAUAACUGAAUCUCAUGAAAGACUGAAACUAAGGAUUCAAGACUGGCAGUGUAAAAUGAAGAGGAGUUUAUGUGUUACGGCUGCUAAGUUGCUAGAUGUUCCUGUCAUAGCUAAAUACUCAACUGCUAGCCUUCUGGAGAACAGAUACUAAUAAUUGUUUGCGGUCAUACUGUUGCAUCCAACCUUGGCAUUUCAACUGUUUAUUUUCUGGGAACUUUUGUGUUACUAUCCUACAGGACAACUGCCUGGUGGAAGGGAGAAGGUAGGAAGAGAAGCUUACUCUGGGGGCCUUGCCUAUUGCAAUAGGCUGCCCCAAGCCAGAGCAAGGGCUUCAUGGAAACCACCUGAAGGCCCUCGCUCAGUACAAUGACAAGAUCUGAAAGUUGGGAAAGGAGCUUUAAGUCACCCAAUCCCGUCUCCCCAUAGGUGCUGACCUUCCUCCUACAACCGUCCCACCAAGGGGUUGAGCAGUCUGGGCUUAAACACCUCUGAGGACAGAGAAUUCACUACCUCCCAGGGGUGUCUGUUUCUAUCUUUGUAAACCUCUGGCUUUUCUAUGUUCUCUGUGACUUCCAUCUGAGUCUCUGCCCAAUGAGGGCCACAUGGGAUAAGUUGCUCAUCUUGGCCAAGGACCUAGUUGCUUGCUGACACUGUCCCAGGGCAUAACAAUUGAGUUUUGAAAAGAAGUAGCUAGCAAAUAGACACGUUGUCGUCCUGACUCUCCAGCCCUCUGAGCAUUGGUGCGUUUAGUUCCUUGUGGAGAACGCUGGGGAAUCCCCAUCUCCUGGUUGCGCUCUCCUGUGCUUGCUGAAGCGGACGGAGGACGUCAGCAGAGGCCGGGAUGCUAUUGGCCUGAUGGGAAAAACCCAGCACGGAGGAGGCCUUAGUGCUGUGUUUGUCCCACAAACACCAAUGCUCACAUCACUUAGGAAAAACUUUAGCUAGAAAAUUUUAAAAUGUUGCUCUAUGUGGUGUUUGAAGUUUCCAUGGCUGCUGAAGGCUUGCACCUUAAGAUUCCUGAAAGUACUUCACAUACUAUUUUUACCAAGAAGGCAGAGCUUAGGAACUUGGCCAAAUCGGGGAACCACAGGCCUCAAUGUCUGAGAAGCACCAUAUUUUCAAGCUUGAAAGUCCUAUAAGGUUGCUGUUGUCCAGUUCAUUUUUAGAGGUGGGGAAACUAAAAUUCAAAAAGAGCUUUCCCUGAGUCCCGCAGCAUUGCUGGACUCACCUCUGUCUUCCGGGCCUGCUCAGUUUCUGACCUGCAGUGUGGCUCAAUUCAGUCUAAAGUGACCUGCCUCCGCUUCUUGAGACCUUGAGACUGAGCUGAGGUUUCCAAGACCAACCUGCAAACUCAAGGCUCAGUGAGUGAUUAAAAAAAGCCAUCAGCUGAGUUUUGCAAAACAAAUGAAAGGCGCAAACAGAGCUCCUUUAUAACUUAAGACCAGCACCCAAAAGUGUUGGCAGGAUACUCAGUAUUGUCCUAGAAUCUAAAUUCCCACAGAAUGGGCUUGCCCGUGAGACCUGUCAGUCAGACCCCCGCCUUUCAGGUCAUCCUCGGAGAGCCUGGGACUCUGCCAGCCCUGACCAGACAGACGCAGCUCUGUGGCCCGGAGAUUUGCAGCCUUCCAGCCCCUGAGCCAAGCGGUUGCUGAGCCAAGCGCUUGAACAGAAGGACAGGAGGGCCCAAGAUCAUGCCCUGAGAAGCACAGUGCUUUCAGGGUGCCUUUCUACUCCUUUCAUUACUGACUGUUUCCACGUUUGCGGUUAGGAACGGUAAAGGUGAUCUGGUGUCUCUGGGUAGAAUGCAGACUGCAGCAGGGUGGGACCUUUCCUUAAGGUAGAAAUGUCUACGAUCAGUUCUUUCAUCUAGCUUGCAUCUUAAAACACAUACGUUUUGGUUGCUUUCACUUAACGAACACAUCUUUGCCAGCGACAGGGCUGUACGGGACCCUGUUGUACAUUCGUGCCCAUCGGAGUGUUUGGGGGGUGUGGGUUUUUCCAUUUUGUAACUGCCUUAUUGAAAAGCAAGUGCCCUUCCAUUCCAGGCCUCCUCAUAUUGUACGUUUCCUGCCAAACUUGGGGGAUCAUUUGUAUUUUAAUUUUGUAAUCUAUGGCUCUGUACUGUUGAAAGGCUCUCAAUUCUGUGGGGUCUCCUUAGUAAUGUAUGUGACUUUUCAUGUUGCAAUACCACACAGAUGGGACGGCCCGACUUCCGCUUUUAAUAAACGAUCUGAAUGAGUAACAA